Molecule: messenger RNA, 1512 nt
Organism: Moneuplotes crassus
Lineage: Eukaryota; Ciliophora; Spirotrichea; Euplotida; Euplotidae
Source: the annotation of a GenBank genome assembly
UGGGAAAAUCUAGAAAGAAACAUAAGAGGAGGAGGAACUCCUCAUAUGACACAGGAGAAGAAGAAAACGCAGGAGAAGAUCCCCUUCAUACCGAAAAGCAGAAGGCCUCCACCAAGAAGAAGGAUCAGCCCAGAGAGACCCUAUAGAUUUGAUUCCCCUCCAAAAGACCAAGACAAUGUGAUGAAUGCUAUGGCUGCAGCUAAAGCUGUGGGUGGAGGACUGGCUGAUGCCCAAAAUAUCAUGGAAAGUAUCCAAACAAUGACCAAAGCUCAAGCAUCCAGAGUUGAGUGUAAAUUAUAUGUCGGAAAUCUACCUCCUAAAAUAAAACCUAAGGAGCUAGUAGAUUAUGUUAACCUUGCUCUUAGAAAAGUGAAUUGUAGAUUUUCCACAAUUGAUCCUGUGUUGUCAGCAUGGAUAUCAUCUGAUGGUCAUUAUGCAUUUAUUGAGUUUAAAAAUCCUGAAGAUGCCAAUAUGGGAUUUGCUUUAAACAACAUCAGUAUCCACGGUCAUUCUUUGAAGGUAGGUAGGCCCAACACUUACAGUGGGAUGUUCAAUUCAAUGAACCUUCUGAAGAACUCAUCUCUCAUGCUGGGUGAUAGUAUGCUAAAUCCUGAGAAGCAUGCUCAGAAUGUUCUGGAUGCUGAAGAAGACCUCUUCGAUCCCCUAGGCGAAAAGAAAAUGAUCAAACAGGAAGGUGAGAAGAAGAAGACUAAGAAAAAGCCUGAAGAACCCAAAAUUGAAAGUGAAGAGGAAGGUGAGGGAGAGGGUAAAAAGAAACAAAAAGAGGUGCCAAUCCCCGUACUCACUAAGAUGGGUGUCCUUAAUGUGACUACUGGGGGAAGAAUCAACCCUAUUAUGGGUGGAACUAUCAGUAAUGAAGUGUACAGGGUAGAACUUCCUUCUCGAGUUCUGGUCUUAAAAGACAUUAUUUCUUACGAAUAUCUUGCCUAUGAGGAGGAUUUCGAAAAUCUUGUAGAAGACAUUAAGAAGGAAAUGAAUAAGCAUGGGAUGAUUGCUGAACCAAAGGAAGAAGAAGAUGAGAAAAAGGAAGAAAAUAUUGAUCUCACAAUCAUUAAAUCUAAUCUCCCCGAAAAGGAAGGAUUUGGAAAUGCUUACAUAGAAUUUGUAUCGCCUGAAGAAGCUAAAAAUGCUAGAAGAGAACUUAUUGGAAGAAAAUAUGGAGACAGAUUUGUUGAUGUCUGAUAUCACAAUGAUGAGAAAUUCUCAAACGAUGACUUCUCUCUUCCAGGAGUGAUCAGAACUGGAAAAGAAAACAUGGGUGGAUUUGAAGGAAUGCAACAUCUCGCUAUUGAAUUCAAAGAUGGAGGCCAUAGUUCUGUACAGGAAGAAUUGAGAAAUGUCAGAAAAACUCAAAGAGAAUAUAUGGAUCAACUUGCUAUUGAGGAUAAGCCUCGAGAACCCCAAGAAAUUCAAGCUGCCCAAGCUUAUAGAGUUUGUGAAGAAGAUGAUGAGGAUCCUUUGAUAGAGGAAGAGAAAUAAUUCAGUCCCAUC